Messenger RNA from Cucumis sativus (cucumber), 759 nucleotides. RefSeq names its product CASP-like protein 4D1. The record is from RefSeq and is a predicted model, not a curated record. The coding region runs from base 61 to 525 and encodes 154 amino acids. The transcript has 3 exons. NCBI's taxonomy places the organism in Eukaryota, Viridiplantae, Streptophyta, Magnoliopsida, Cucurbitales, Cucurbitaceae.
ACAGAAAAAAAAAGAAAGUUGAGAUUGAGAAAUAAAAGAUAUUAAAUUCAUUAGAAAAAAAUGGAAGCAAAAAUGGGUACAAAAAUUGCUUCUUUUGUGCUGAGAGUUCUUAUUUUUGCUUUUCUUUUAAUUUCCAUCAUAGUUUUGGGUACCAAUUCCAAAACUGUUGGAAAUAGUGAAUCUCAUUUCCAUAAUGUCAAUUCCUAUAGGUUUGCAAUGGCAACCAUCAUAGUUGGAGGUGCAUUCAAUCUCUUGCAAAUUGCCUUAUCCCUUUAUCGUCUUAUAACCAAGACCGAUGGCAGUAUUUUAUUCGACUUCUAUGGUGAUAAGAUAUUGUCCUACGUUUUGUUGGCGGGAGCAGCGGCGGCGUUGGGUUCAAGCAUAGAUUUGAAGGCGAAUAUGAGCGAAUGGAGCUCGUUUUUUGACCAAGGCAAUGCAGCUGCUGCGCUUCUUCUUCUUGCAUUUUUAUGUAGUGCUAUCAUUUCUGUACUUUCUUCUUUAGCUCUUUCUAACAAACCUAAUUAGUUUUCUUUUCUCUCUUCUUUCUCUUAGGAAAUUUAUACAACAAUCUUUGUUCUCUUUUUUUACGAAAUUAUUUGAUUGUGUCAUGUAAUGUAGAAUAGUAAUUAGGAGUUUGGAGUUUGGAAUUUUGUAUCAUGUAAUUUUAUGCUUUUGGUUAGUGGUAGACUCUUUUUGUUUAACUCUCUUGCUCUUUAUUUUGUUAAUGAAUUAUUCAUCAACUUAAAACUUUCUGGUUAA